AUGAUCUCGGGCAUCUCCAGGCUUUUAGGCCUGUCGUUUCUGUUCUGUCUGGGCCUUCCAUUCGCUUUGUUUGCUCUCUUCACCACUACUUUGGCGUUGGGCACUCUUUUUCUGCGGCUACUAUUCGUAUAUUUCGACCUGUUUCUCGCCAUUUUGAACGGAGCGAUAGUCCCAUCAACACCUCCCACGCCUCUGCCAUCCCCAAGUGCUAGGCCCGCACGACGCAAGAAGCACGCUACACCACCUACGCCUUCCGCGGCGCUUCGAAAAACUCCCUCAUUCGCAAGUUUGGUUGGCAGCGGAACAGACAGAGACUUUGAGGGCGUAGGGGGCUGGAGGUUCCCUGAAAGCGCAGAUGAAGAGGCUAUAUGGAUGAACAUCAACCGGAACCUCGAGCUGCCUGCUUCGCCAGCAGCAAGUAGAAAACACAGGAGAACUGGCACAGGCAAUGGAACCCAAAGCCCUAUGGUUACGAGGACAAUGGCGAGGACUUCGGGCAGUGCAAGUCCUGAGGGCUAUUUCAACAUCAGAGUGGAGAUCAGGGAAGGGCUAGGUCUGAGCUCUCGAGAUGGAUGA
Molecule: messenger RNA, 576 nt
Organism: Aureobasidium melanogenum CBS 110374
Lineage: Eukaryota; Fungi; Ascomycota; Dothideomycetes; Dothideales; Saccotheciaceae
Exons: 1
Coding region: 1-576 (191 amino acids)
Source: RefSeq, a predicted model, not a curated record